AUGGUGCUCUACAAGAGGAAACCGGUGCCUUUCCCACCACCAAAACCGUUACCAGAAAAUCUAAAUGUCAAAUGUUGGUAUAUUCCAUACACGAGAGAAUGGUUCUUGACUUAUGAUGAUUAUUUACAAAGAUUAGAUUAUUAUAACACUAGGAAAUUUGUUUGUGAAAUCACUGGUAAUUCAUGUCUAACUUUUUUUGAAGCUUAUGAAUCAGAACAAAAAGAAAUGAAGAUUGUAGAGAAGAAUUUCCCUGAACAUCUGAAAGAACCAAUAUUGAGACAUUUACAAUUCAGCACAGUUCCAAGAAUUGAUCAAUUGGUUGAUGACGUUUAUACCACAUUCAAAAAUGAUUAUUACCCAGGUGAAACUGUUAUGAUCAGACUGAAUGAUUACAAGAAUGAUUUCAAAACUAGAUGUAUCAUUAGAGAAAAGGCUAAAUUCAAUGCCGUUGUGGAUGCUAAUAAUAAUCACCGUCCUGCAUAUUGUCAAUAUAGAGUUUCAAGAGUUGAUAAUGGAUUAGAAGUUGUGGUUGAUGAAUCACAAAUCACAAGAGAUAGAAAUAAUUUUACUAAAUGGUUUGUCAAGACUUUUAUUAAAUUAUCAGUUUCAAGAUCUCCAAAAAUUGGUGCACCAUGGAUUGUUAAAUCUAAAUAUGCUUCAAAAUUUAGAAUCCCAACUGAAUUACCCCCUGAAUUGGCUCAAUUUAAAGAAAAACCACCAACUCCUAAAAGGAAACCACCUCAAACCAUUCGUCCAAAGGGUGAAAAUAAUGCUAAACCUGCUACUGGUGAUAAAAAAUCAACUCCAGUACAACCGGGAUCAAAACUACGUAACAUAGCUCCAGCUCCAACAAAUAAACCUGGAAGACAAGCUAAUUUCAAAGUUAAAGAAGCAACACCACCACCUAAAAGAACUAUAGAAGAAGAUUUAUCACAACCUGUUGAAUCAUUAACAACAAGACCAAAACCACAAAAAAUAACCAUUAUUGAUGAUGUUAUACAAGAAGCUUUAGAAAGUUGGACUUUCUUAAAUGUUUAUAGAUCACCAUUGAUGUUGGAUACUUUUACAUUUGAUGAUUUCAUAACUGCAAUGAAAUGGAAUAAUAAGAAUAAACAAUGUACAUUAUUAAAUGAAAUAUUUUGUGCUGUUUUAUCAGCUUUCAUAACUGAAAAAAGUACAGAUUUAACAAUUACAUUACCUGAAGAUUUUGAUAUUGAAGAUAUUGAAAUUGAAGAAAAUGAUGAAUCAAAAAUUAAAAUUAAAGGUGAAUCUGAAGAAUUAAAACAAAAUGGUGAUGCAUCUCAUAUUGAAUCUGAAAAUGGUGAUUCAAAAGAUACAAAUGAUGUCAAGGAAGAAGUUAAAGAUGAAAAAGAUAACCAAGAAGAAGUAAAAGAAGAAACACAAGAAGACCAAGAAGAAGAAGAAGAAUCUGUAGAGGAAGAAAAUCAUGAUGUUGAGAAAUAUUUAGAAUAUAGAGGUAUUUCAUGGCAAGAACGUUUACAAAAACGUAAUUUUAAAGAUGGAAAUUGGCAAAUAAUUUUAUUAGGUGUUUUAGAUCUUGUAAGAGAUAUUAAAGAUUAUAAAUCAAUUAUAAAUGAAAUUUUUGGAAUUUUAGCACCAUUAAAUUCUACAGUUUCACCAAAUGCAAUUUUAUCAAAUUUUACAUUUAAUUUAUCAAUCAAUUUAAGAAUUAAAGCUUUAAAUAUCUUAUGUUCAUUACUUGUUAAUUCACCAAUAAUAAGGCAAUUUUUGGAUAAAUGUAUGAGUGAUUCAACUGAAUUAAGAAGAGAAAGAUUAGAAUUACUUAGAGAAUAUAAAAGUGCAUUUGAAAAAGCACAAAAUACUGAUAAAGAACUAAGAGAAUUAGUUGGUGCAGGAAAUACAAAUACAACAGGUAAUAAUGGUGUUGGUAAUGGAGGUAAUACACCAGUUGCCAAAGAUUCAGAACAAAAUAAUACACAACCAUCAGAAUCAACAGAAACAAAUCCAAAAAAGAGAAGAAGAAGAACUGGUAUAAGUAAAGAACCAACAGAAGAAGAAUUAUCAAUUGCUAAAACUAAUCCAAAAUAUGCAACUUUAUUAGCUUCAAGAACUGCACAAUUAAAAAUAUCUGAAGAUUUAAGAAGUCAAAGAAAAAAUUUAGAGAAAAAAAUUAUUGAAUUAGAUGUUCAAAGAAUUAGAUAUUUAGGUAAAGAUAGAUUAUUUAAUCGUUAUUGGUGGUUUGAAAAUAAUGGAUUACCAAAUCUUGGAAAUGGUAAAAGUAGUGGUGGAUCAGGUGAUGAAGAAAAUAAUGAAGUUGAACAAGAUGAUGAUGAAGAUGAUGAAGAAGAUGAAGAUGAUGAAUUUUUAAGUGAGACUUAUCUUAUGGGUAGAUUAUGGGUUCAAGGUCCAACUGAUGAAGAUGGAUUGAUGAAAUUUGGUUUAACAAAAGAAAAAAUUCAAGAAUGGAAUGAUUUAUUUAAUCCAAAACCUGAAGAAGAAAAGGAUGAUGAGGAUGAAGAUGAAGAUGAUGACGAAGAUAACAAAGAUGAUAAGAAAACUGAAGCCAAAGAAAAUGGUGAAACAAAAGAAGAAACAAAAGAUCAAGAUGAAACACAAGAUGAAAUUACUGAAGAAUCUUCAUCAACAAAUUCAUUACCAAUAAAUUUCAUUGAAUCAACAGAAAAAUUGUUUCAAAUAAAAUUUGAAUCAUCAAAUAAAAACAUUAAAUCAAUUAAAGAUAAUCGUACAUUGGUUGAUGAAUAUGGAGCAAUUACAAGAAAUUUAUCAUCAAUUGAAAGAAAAUUAAUUGAAGAAAAUCCAGAUCCAUUAUUAACAACAAGACAUUGGAGAUAUUAUGAUACUAUUGAUGAUGUUGAAAAAUUAAUUAAAUGGUUAAAUCCAUGGGGUGAUCGUGAAGUUAAAUUAUUAAAAGAAUUAAAUUUUGUUAAAGAUCAAAUUAAUUCAAGUAUUAAAUCAAGACGUAAAGCUCUUAAACUAGAUUCAAAAUCACAAGAUGAAGAACAAUUAGUCAAGACAAUUGAAGAAAUUGUUAUAUCAGAAACUGAAGAUGAAUCAUCAUCAGAAUCUGAAAGUGAAGGAGAAGAAGGUGAAACUGGUUCAGAAGCAGAUCCUGAAUUUUUAGGUAUGGCUGAAGAAGAAGAACAACCAAGAACUAGAAGAUCAAUAGCAGCAGCUGAAAAACAAGCAGAAGAACGUCGUCGUAAAGAGGAAGAAAUUAGAAAACGUAUUGAAGAAAGAAAAGCCAAGAGGGAAAGAUCCAAACCAAGUCGUAGAAUUGCUAAAAGAGAAGCUAAAAAGCGUAAAAUAAAAGAACAUCAAGAUAAAAAACAAAGAAAGGAAGAAUUAGAAUUAAAAUUAGAAAAUUUACAAGAAUCUAAUGAAAUUCAACGUUGUUUAGAUUGGGUUAAUCAAAGUGCAAUUGAAUCAUUAGGUCAUACACAUUAUGAAGGACCUGUUAAAGUUGUUCCAAGAUCCAAGAGAUCAAGAAGAUAG
This is a messenger RNA of Hansenula ciferrii, 3495 nucleotides long. RefSeq names its product Imitation switch two complex protein 1. The transcript has 2 exons. The coding region runs from base 1 to 3495 and encodes 1164 amino acids. NCBI's taxonomy places the organism in Eukaryota, Fungi, Ascomycota, Saccharomycetes, Phaffomycetales, Wickerhamomycetaceae. The record is from RefSeq and is a predicted model, not a curated record.